Cercospora beticola is the source of this 1250-nucleotide messenger RNA. Its product is annotated as C2HC-type zinc finger protein. Lineage: Eukaryota; Fungi; Ascomycota; Dothideomycetes; Mycosphaerellales; Mycosphaerellaceae. The record is from RefSeq and is a predicted model, not a curated record. Gene Ontology annotation, molecular function: nucleic acid binding; zinc ion binding.
CGACAACACAUCACGACCGGCACAAUGGCGACGAAUGGCAGACCAAACAAGACCAUGUCUUCGCGACUGGCGAGCAUGAAGUUCAUGCAGCGCUCAGGACCGCCUUCUCCAGCAACUCCAAGCGAACCACCUUCAAAGAAGCAGCGACUGUCAAGCGGCAGAGCAGCGCCCUCUCCCACCUCGUCGAACCCAGCAACACCGAUUGAAGGCUCUUCAGGAGCCUCGCAAGACGACUCGAAGUGGUACCUCAGUUUCCGUGCUCCUCAAGCGCCAGCUGUGGAAUCGCCAUUGCGCAUUGUGCAAGCAGGAUAUGCGACUCUCGAUUCCACGAGUCGUGGCAACGACGCUUCUGAUAGCGAGGACGAUGCGCCACGGCGGCCAGCAAUGCCGGGAAGGAAGAGCUUUGGCAAGUUUAACAAAGUUAUUGAAAAGCAAAACAAUCCAGACCUCUCCUCGGACUCUGAUUCAGAAUCCGACGAGGAUGAAGAGGACGAGAAAGAGGAAGGCGAGCCUGGCGAUGACACUGGAGUAGACGCGCUGAUCGCGCAAGGCCGCAAGGAGGCAACCGAGCGCGCCAAAGCAGAGCGUAAAGCAAAGAGAAAAGCAGAGAAAGAAGCAUCACAGAAGUUAGCAGAGCAGCGAAGGAAGAAAGAAGUGAACCUCAACCGGACGCCCACGAGCAUAUCGAACGGCGGCGGCUCUCCUUCGAUGGCGAAUCUAGCCUGCCACGGCUGCGGAGAGAAGGGACACAAGGCAGCGGACUGUCCGAGGAAACGGAACAGCAGACCUUCGAAGUCGAGGCUGUCGUACUGAGUGAAGCGUACUUACCUUUCUAGCAAUAGACCCCUGCUGGCUAGAAGCAGAUCGAGAUAUGUCGCUGCAGAGCACUUGGAUGUGGCCAGAUCAGCGCUGCUAGAUAUGCGUGCGCUGACACCACCUGAUGUUGCUCGGUCAGAAUCGCUCAGAUGUUCGCACUUGACUUCCUGUGAAGUCCUCGAACUGAUUGCGUGUAGCAUUGUGGCUCCGUCUCUCCGUUUCCAGGCACUCAGUACAAUUGGGCAGGCCAAAUACAUCUGGAUGCAGGUGAGUGCGCUUCUACGUGCCGACCACUCAACUCUUUGGCUACCACAUCUACGUACGUCCAUAUUCUUCGUACAACCGCUCCCCCAGGCGCAGAUUCUUUGGAGGAGACAAGGAAGCUCUUAUGCGCCACUUCAUACUCCGUUUCAGUUCCGACAUAAACACCUCAC